Molecule: messenger RNA, 636 nt
Organism: Parnassius mnemosyne (clouded apollo)
Lineage: Eukaryota; Metazoa; Arthropoda; Insecta; Lepidoptera; Papilionidae
Source: the annotation of a GenBank genome assembly
AUGGAAGUGUUGAUCGCUGCUCCCGCCAAGUGCAAGGUUCGAGCAGUAAUCCGGUUUCUCCUAGCGAGGAAGUUAACGCCCGUGGAGAUUCAUCAGCAACUGACUGAGGUUUAUAGUGAAGAGUGCAUGUCUGUUCAGCACGUCCGAAAAUGGUGCAGGGCUUUUGCUGAGUGUCGCAUGGAAGUUCACGAUGAAGAACAGAUUGGAAGACCACCGGUUUCAGAUGCGAUUGUCCAGGAGAUCAACAGUGAACUGCUCAAAGAUCCGAGGGUCACUGUCCGUGAACUUGAACGCAUUCCUGAAGCAUCCCACGGCACACUUGAAAUAACUUUAAUAAAAACGUUGAGUUAUCGCAGGGUGUGUGCUCGCUGGGUCCCCCGGAUGCUGACUGACGAACACAAGGAGCAACGCCUUGACUGUGUUCUCAAGUUUCUUCAACAAUGUGAGGGGGGAGGCAACAAGGAGAAGUUGUCUAUCGUCACGGGAGAUGAAACGUGGUUAUUUAAUUACACCCCCGAAACAAAACAACAAUCUCGUCAGUGGCGUCACUCUUGUUCACCGCCACCAAAGAAAUUCAAACAAACGCAGUCGGCAGGAAAGUGUGUCGAAAAAAAUGGAGACUAUGUUGAAAAAUAG